UGCUACUGGCAGAGAGAAUAUGGUGAUUCAUCUAUUUUAAGGUUGACAGAGUAUUGUCAUACCGACGCUAUCACAAAGAAGUCAAUCUUUAGGAGGCACCAGAGGAACAAGUCACCCGGAUUUACGCUCACAUCAUCAUCAUCAUCAUCCGAUGAGGGAUAUGAAGAAGGCAGAUAAGAAAAUGGAAGUGUAUUUUAAGGCGCUGCCGGGACGACAGGAGACCUUCAUGCUCCUCAUAUUUUAUCUCCAUCUGUGGUAUAGGCCUAUAGCUGAAGCAAUUCAUCCGGACUGCGCCAUUAUCUCUCAGCACCUGAGGGCUCGGGAGGUUUGCCGCCAGACGAGGAGGAGCGAAGCGCAAAACCAGACCGACCACAGCGGAUGUAACACAGAGUGGGAUGAGAUCGGCUGCUGGCUGACAGCUGAAGUCGGGCAGGUAGUCAACAAAUCCUGCUCUGAGGUCUUCCAGCAUUUCUCCAGCAAUCAAGGGUAUGUUUACAGGAACUGUACGGUCCAUGGCUGGUCAGAAAUGUAUCCACCCUACGACGAGGCCUGUGCUUUCAGCGACGACAGCGAGCCCGAAUCUGAGACGAGUUACCUCUACACGUUCAGACAGGUUUACACUGUGGGCUACGCAACCUCGCUCAUCUCCCUCAUCACAGCCAUAGUGGUGUUCACUGCCUUCAGGAAGUUCCGCUGCACUAGAAACUACAUCCACGUCAACCUGUUCUCCUCCUUCGUCCUGAGAGCCAGCGCUGUUUUCAUUAAGGACACCGUGCUGUUUGCUGACGAGACCCUGGACCACUGCUCCGUGUCCACAACAGCCUGCAAGUCAGCCGUGGCGUUCUUCCAGUUCAGCAUCCUGGCCAAUUACUUCUGGUUGCUGGUGGAGGGAAUGUAUCUGCAGACGCUGCUGGCCCUGACCUUCGUCUCUCAGAGGAAGUACUUCUGGUGGUACAUCCUGAUUGGAUGGGGGUUCCCAUCAACAGUUCUCAUACUUUGGGUGUUGACCAGAUUCUUCUAUGAUGACAAAGGUUGCUGGGACGACACAGACAAUGUUGCUAUUUGGUGGAUUAUUAAAGGACCAAUAACAGUCUCGCUGCUGAUCAACAUUGUCAUCUUCAUCAACGUGAUCCGGAUCCUGGUUCAAAAGCUUAAAUCUUCAACCAUGGCCGGGAACAAUGACACCGGACACUUUAUGAGGCUGGCUAAAUCCACACUGUUCCUCAUCCCUCUGUUUGGGAUGCACUACACAGUAUUCGCCUUCCUGCCCGAGAACACUGGAGUGGCAGCCAGACUCUACAUCGAGCUGGGCCUGGGAUCCUUUCAGGGUUUUGUGGUGGCACUGCUUUACUGUUUCAUGAAUGGAGAGGUCCAAACGGAGCUGCGGAGAUGGCUGUGGAAGUGUCGCAAUCAAAAUCAUCUCACGCCGGCCAAGCGAAGCAUCACUCAGAUAACAGUUCAAGCCCACGGGGGGCUCAGGCGACCUCCUUCUAACGGGAACGUCUCUUCAGUUUGAUUUUAAAGAUCCCAGCCAUGAGAGAAGAGUUGUCGUGAGAAUGUCAAACAAACUACGAGAGGCAGUCCUCAACCUGCUAAUGACAAUAACUCAACAACCCCUCUGUGGGAGGAGCGUAAUGAACACUGGUGAGUGAUUGAGGACAUGUUGUAUUAUUAAAUGCAUCAUAUCAGUGUCAGCUGCAGCCAUGAGCUAAUUUACAGUUUCUUCGAAAAUGGUUUCAACCAAAAAUUACAAAAAAGUAAAGGAACACUGGUGCUUGCAUUUGUAAGGAUGUCGUGGUGACACACGGUGUCCAGUCCACAGUAGAGACAGAGCUGGCCCGAGAAGUUGUUGUAAGAUGAUUUAACAUGGUUUUGGUUACAGCAAAAUGUUGCUGUAAAAUGUUAAUGUCUAACAAAAAGAAGUCUCCUGUUCAAAAGUCCUGUGUUUGUUUGACCCUUCCACCCAUUUAGCCUGCCCUGUGUGGUCUCGCUCUUUAAACUAAGUCAGUUGUUCUGAGCGUCUAAUAGUGACGCGGCUGGGUUUACGUUGUUUUACGUUGAUAUGAGACGCUGAGAGCCAUUUACCAACUGUCUGUAUUUGACAAGUUUAAAGUGAGAUUGAUUUUUUUUCUACUAAACCUAAUAAAGUAGUUUUGUGGGGGUUUUUUGCAUAUAUUUUAUAUAUUUUUUUUUCAAUUUACAACGUUAACCACUUGUUUUAAACUGUGACCGUAAUCUUGUAAAACGUAAUUGAGAGUGCAGUUCGUAUAGGAAUGUCAUUUUGUAGGAGACAGGGUUGGUUUUCAGAUGGAGUACAAAUGUUGAGGAAUUAUAAGGACACCGCUGUGGAAACAAUGGAUGUUUGAACUUGGCUAAAUUAUUUGAAAAGAGCUCGACUCCUCUGAUUGUUAUUUUGGUGCAGACUGAACAUAUGUGCAGGACUGAUAUGGACCGAGUGCUAAUUGAUUUUUUGUGCAGAAAUUCACCUGCUGGUUUAGAGAGAAGUUUUAAAUGCCGAAGAUCUGGGACCUGAGUAAAGUGUAUUCAAAGCUGUGUGCGUUUGCUUGUGUGUGUGUGUGAAGCUGCCAUAUAUUGGGUACAUCACGUCAUACAAGACUUCUUAUUUCAAGGAGUUGUCUGCUUUGAUGAGCCAUCUGAAACCAUUUGAAACACAGUAUUUGUGAAUAUUCAUGAGCUUGAUUUGUUUCUUCAUCGCAUCUUCAUUUUUUUAUGCUGUUGCCAGACGUGAUAAUCCUAAUUCUUGCACUACAGGAGAUACCAAAUGUAUACAAAACAUCAUGCUCAGCAUUUACAUGGUAACGUGGCUUUAAAUAGGUAAGGUAACAAGAUAACUGACAUAGUGAGAGUGUCUUAAGAUACAUUUCUGUGUUGGACUUUUCCAGUUCUGCUGGGGGGGAUUUGGUGUAAACAAUGCGGGGGAGUAUAAGGCCCGUAAAAUGUUCAAGCCAACCCUUUACAAUAGAUUGUCAAGAACAGGGAAAUGUGAUGAAGCCUUGAAAACGUCUGUUAAACCUGCACUCAAUGAAGACAUGAACACAAAAAAAUACCUCUGGGUUGGCUUUUGGGUUCAAUAUUGGUUGAAUCGAUGCAUCUCUAGUUCACAAACCAUGAAUAAUGCACUGGACUGUUCCAUUAAGCACUUUGAUGGUCAUUGUCAGUACACAAUAUGAUUUAAUGUUGCACUUUAUUUCACACUGAAUAUAUUACUUGUUCUUGUGGAUUUAGUGAGGGUCAGCUUUUGGGCACAGUCCAAAAGCUGGUAUUAAAUGCUUGGGGAAAGAUGUUCAUAAAUGUUGAUGUGAACCUUAAUUUGGAUAACAUUAGGAAAGAGAAGCAGAAAGUUGGUCUGUCAUACGGUUCAUAAUCCUUACAUUAAAAAUAAUUGCUUUUACAGAUCUAAUUCAGCCAUAAAUGUUUGUACAAGAUAAUUUCCUCUUAUGGUAAUGAAGUACCCAUAAACUGCCAAAUCUGUACACUGUCCAUUCUAAUGGAUGGGACAGCUGAGGGAAACAAAGAACAAUCUCUAAAUGCAACAAUGUACCACAGAUAGAUUUAUUUUGCAGUCAAAUUUACACAACCUGGGACAUAAAUGUUUGACACCAGAACGCAUGUAACACAUGACACACCGUCACAGGUAGAACAUCAUAUGGAUGAAGCUUUAUAGAUAUUCUUUUGACAUUUAAGUUACAUAUAUCCUCAUUAAUAAUGCUUGUCAUUACGUACACAUGUGUACAGAAUACACUUGCUCCAACUUCCACACACACACUCACACACACUCUGAAAACAGUUACAUAAACAUACAAAAACACGGUCACAAACAUUACAGGUUUUCGUCAAGAGGUCCACCUGUGUGCCGAAAAUAUACAUAUACAGUGCAUUGUAUAUGAUCAAGAAAAGACAUCGUUUGUACACCAUGGCAAAUUGACAGCAGGCGACAUUUAAGAGCAGCUGAGUAACAUCGGUACAUUCAAAAAUUCAUUGGCAAUCAAUUGGAACUCACACUUGAUAAAACUGGCUCAACACGCACAACCGCCAAAGGAAAGGCAUCUAAACACAGAGAUAUGCCACACUGAGAAGAGUUACAUUUAAAGGAAUAGCCUGACAUUUUGGGAAAUACACCAAAUAUUUGCCAGCUGUUUUGUAAUUAUCUCGUCAAGAUAAGGUAUCUAUUAGUUAGCCAAUGACUUCUAGCUGGGAGCUUAUCUAUGUCCCCAAGGGACGAUGUUCCCCAGCUCAAUAUCUCCUUAUUACAACAAAGGAGACCUUUCAAAGUUUCCUCAGCAAUGCUUUUUUUCUAGCUGAUGUCAUACUCUUUGAAAUCAACAUCCUUAAAUUAGCAAACAGUUUUCUUGACUUUAGACAUUGAAAUCUCCACAGUGGCCAUGAUGUUUUUACUAAACCUAACCAAACAAUUUUGCCUAAACAUAACUAAGUAAUUUUGUUGUUUUUAUUUGGUUAAAUUUACAAUGUUUACCACGUAAAUUGAACUAAACUACCGUAAUCCAGGAGAAAAUACAGGGCUAUAAUGAAGACGCUGGGAACAUUGGAGUGCUAGCUGCUUCCUCCUGCUUCCAGCCUUCGUGCUAAGCUAAGCUAACCGGCUGUAGCUUCAUUAGCGUACAGCCAUUAAAGUAGUAUUAAUCUUCUCACCAAACACUCAGCUAGAAAGUGAAUGAACAUAUCUACGAAAAUGUCAGACUAUUGCUUUCAGAAAACGUGUCAAGAGCUUUUCUUUCACACAAAAAGACGAGUGUGCUUCCGUAAUGCUAAAGUAACUGUAAGAAGUGGUUUGUGGAGAGAGGAACGGUCACUACAAGGUGCCCCCAAUUCUCAAUAUUUCCUCAUAUGUCAGCAAGUUUUGAAAUUCAAAUAGUUCAUUUUGUUUUGAAACUAAUGUGAACUGGAAGGGAAUUUUGGGAUUGAGAGGGGGGCAUAUUUGACCUCAUUAAGAAAAAUCGAACUUGUAGGCUUGUUGAUUUAGUUCUGUAUAAAAAAAAAUCAACGCUGUGAAAAGUGAACAAUGUUAAUAAGCACUACCUAUUUCAUCAAAAAUUCAAAGUACAAGGCUCAAAAAGCAAAUCAAUGCCAGUCUAACUCCCCCCCCCCCCCAACUAAAAUGAUUUGCUGCCACCUUGUGGCAAACAAAUAUACAGCACAGACAUGGUCAUGAAAGGAGUUUUCUCCUCCUCUUUCCACAGACAGUAACAGCUUUGAGACAUGGUCGUUUCCAUCUGAGCUGAUUCAGACUCAGAAUGACGGCUGGUGAUAGAACACGUAAGCAGCAGCGGAGUGUUUUCUUUUAUCACACCCUCGUACACACUUUGUGUUUUAUCUGUCGCAGUUGUUCCACCUUCUCGUACCUUCCUAAUCGAAAGAAAAAACCAAAAACAUUUCUACCUCUGGCUCGAGUUCCCGUGAUAGUAUCUUGUCACACACUGUUUUGUCAAAAAGCAGCCAAGCAGAUGCAUAAAUCUGAUGCAUCUCUUCUUCAGUAGUGUUUAUUUUUUAUCUCGCUUUUUUUGCUCUCUCACAAUAUCCUCUUUGGACAGCAAUUUCCUUUGAGUGUUUUUUGUUUUCUUUAAAAUUAGAAAUGAGACAUUGUGCCACACAUCUCACCAGUUAUAGCAACGAGAGAGUCGAUAUCAAUAAUGAAAUAAUACAUCAGGCAUACAACUAAAUUACACAUAAGAAAGCAUGUAUACUGUACAUUGAGUCAUUUCACAGCAUGGCACUGGUUCAUGGAAAAUAAAUGUACAUCCUUUUCUGUUCGAUAAUUGUCAAUUCAUCUUUUUAAGACACUACAAUUGUAUAAUCCAUUCAGAUGACAGUACAAAAAAAUAAAUAUCUUGAGUAAAUGUUGUGGAUAAAUCCUCCUGUACACAUCGUUUCACAUUUCAUCUUAAAUCAUUUCUACGUCUGGACAGUUAUUGUUUGUUAGCUUACAAACAAAAAGAGAGAAAGAAAAAAAAAAUGGGCAACACACUGCGAUUGUCAAGAGCUGUCACAUUAAAGCAUUUUUGUGUUGACUGUUAGAACAUGUAUUGUUUUGAAGCUGUUUAUGUGUCUGGCGUUGGUGCUGAAUUGUAACGGACUUAUAGAUGAUAGUUGGAACCAGCAGGUCAAAUAAAACAGAAGUUACGUAGAGCUAUUACUUAAGUCUUGUCAAACUCAUUGUGAUUAAAACUAAGAAGAAAAAAAACAGGACU
Messenger RNA from Anarrhichthys ocellatus (wolf-eel), 6227 nucleotides. It is a transcript of the gene ghrhra, whose product is annotated as growth hormone releasing hormone receptor a. Bases 152 to 1516 code for a protein of 454 amino acids. The record is from RefSeq and is a predicted model, not a curated record. Gene Ontology annotation, molecular function: G protein-coupled peptide receptor activity; peptide hormone binding; vasoactive intestinal polypeptide receptor activity. Gene Ontology annotation, cellular component: plasma membrane. The transcript is spliced from 13 exons. Lineage: Eukaryota; Metazoa; Chordata; Actinopteri; Perciformes; Anarhichadidae. Gene Ontology annotation, biological process: cell surface receptor signaling pathway; adenylate cyclase-modulating G protein-coupled receptor signaling pathway.